Messenger RNA from Triticum urartu, 1235 nucleotides. RefSeq lists its product as uncharacterized. The record is from RefSeq and is a predicted model, not a curated record. NCBI's taxonomy places the organism in Eukaryota, Viridiplantae, Streptophyta, Magnoliopsida, Poales, Poaceae.
UCAUCGCCCAAGUACUACAAAUCUACACAUCUCCUUCAGGCUUCAGGCCUUGAUCCAUUCUUCCUACAAUUCCUUGAGGCUUCGACCAGAUCACAACUCUCCAGUUACCGCCAGCCAUGGCUGCCAAGACCACCUCAUGCUUCACCUUCCUCAAGGAAGCGCUGGUCCUCCCCACGCGAAACCCCAAGCUCUUCGCCCCCAUCCUCAUCCUCCUGGCCAUCAUCGCCUUCCUUGUCCCCGCCGUCAACGUGGUCCUCAUCCAGCCGCUCACCGCCGAGAUGCUCCGCCACCUCACCGAGAUGCAGACCACCGACCCCUCAAGCGCCGAGUUUGCCAGGCUCCUGGAGGAGAUACGGCAGGAAGCCAGGGAGCUCGUCCUCAUCUCCGUCGGCCUGUUUUUCGUCACCCUGGCGCUGGUCUUCGCCAAGCAGAUCCUCGCCUUCUCCGCCGCCUCCACGACCUACUCCGGCGACCGCUACUCGCUCGCCGAGCUCCUCCGAAGGGUGACCAAGUGGGGUAAUCUGAGGGGCCCUCUCGUCACCGUGGGCGUGGUCACCGCGCUCCAGCUCACGUUCAUGGCGCUCCUGGGCGCCUACCUCUCCACCGUCAUGCGCCACGCGGAGGCGCUCUCCGUGCAAGGUGCGCUCUUCGCCCUCGCUUUCCUGGCCUUCAUGUACUUCGGGGUGGUGGCUGUGGUGGGCGUCGCCGUGUCGGUGGCCGACGAGGGGUGCCGCGGCGUGCGCGCGCUCCUGCGGGCGUGGCGGCUCAUGAUGCGGGUGAGCAGGAAGGAGGGCGCCCUGCUGGCGGCGGUGAUGCUCCUCCUGUCGACCGUUGUGAGCCCGGUGUACGCGCUGGCGCUCGUGUACGCCAAGAAGAGCAUGGCGGUGGGGCUGUGCCUGCUGUUCGGGUAUGCUCUCCUGUCUGCUGCGGUGGAGCUGUUCUACAUGGCGGCGGCCACGGUGUACUACUAUGAGGCCAUGGAGAGCAAGGAGGCGAUCCUGGCUUUUGAUGGCUACUAUGCCAAGAUACCUUCCGGUGAGGGUGAGGCAAAUGUCUGAUUGAUCGGUCAGCCCCGUAUAGUAUAAUGACUAAUGAGUCAUACAUAUACUUGUGGUGCUUCCUAGCUGCGUGAUCAUUAUCAUUGUACUACGUACAUUUGACUAAGUCAAUCCUCGAUUAUACAUACAGAUACAGGAGAGUAAAAAUACAAGUGCAGGUCAGCAAAUUUGCAUUCC